UACCAAGUCAGGGAUCCACGUGCUCCUUGGAACUCUCCCUCUCUCUCUCUCUCUUCCUCUCUUCCACUACCCUACACAACUCUCUUCAUUGUUUUCAAUGCUGCCAUUUUCUUCUCCUCAUUUCCUUUUUCUCUUCUCCUUUUCAUCUUCCACUCAAUUACUCCCUCUGACCCUAACUUGUUUCCUUCUCUAACCCCAUCCAUCCACCUUUCCCUGCCUCUCUUUUCUUUUGGGGAGUGUUGGGUGAAAACCAUAUACCAUUCAUUCAAGGCACUAUUACAAAAAGUACAACACAAUCUAUUACAAAAAGCAGCAAAUCUAGCUACUCUACUACUCUGUCACCAAGUUCAACCCACCAUUUGCAAAUCAGCAACAAAAAAAGAAAGAAAAGAAGCUUUUGGAUUAGAUUUGGAAUGAUCCACAUGGAAGGAAUCAAAGGAGGAGGAGGAGGAAGAGUUGAGGAUCAUGACAUGGGUGAUGGCAUGCAAUGCAUUGACCAUCCUUUCAGAAACAACAACCCAGGUGGGAUCUGUGCUCUUUGCCUUCAAGAGAAGCUUGGCAAGCUUGUUUCUUCCUCUCUCCCACUCCCUCUCCCUGCUCCUUCCUCUUCUCCUUCUUCACCUUCUUUCAGAUCCAAUGUUGUAUCCUCUGUUUCCAUCACUGCUGCAGCAGCAACCUCUGCAGCACCACCUGUUUUUUCUUCCUCUUCUUCUUCUCUUGCCCUCACUGAUGUCAGUGAUAGCCGUCACAAUCGCCAUGACUAUUACUCACGGAGGACUCGCCUUCCUUUUCUCUUAGCCAAGAAGAAGAAGAAGAAAGGUUCCUCUGUUUCAGGUUCCUCUGUUUCUGGCUCCUCUGUUUUAGGUGCCUCUGUUUCAGGCGCAACCUCUGCUUCUGACAAGAUCAUUCUCAAGCGCAGCAAAUCCACCGCCACACCUAGAAGACGCCACUCCUUGAUUGAUGCAGAGGAUGACACAGUUGAUUUCAGUCCCAGGAAGAGACACGGUUUUUGGUCCUUUCUCUACCUUUCUUCAAAAUCCUCUGUUUCUUCAAGCAACAAGAAGCUGAAUUCCAAGAGCUUCAGGGACAGUAACCAUGGAAGCACCCCAAACCCAAGGAUCUUAGCCAUUAACACCUCAGCAGCAACUGGUUUUGCUUCUACUGCCUCAAAACUCAAAGAAAAAUGCUGUUCUGGUUCUUCUUUGGGGAGAAAGAGUGACAUUGUUGUGGAAGAGGAUAAUAACAGUUCUGCCUCUGCCUCUGCUUCUGUUUCUUCUUUUGAGCGCAAGGUUUCGAGAUCCAGAUCUGUUGGCUGUGGUAGCAGGAGCUUCUCUGGUGAUUUCUUUGAAAGAAUCUCAACUGGGUUUGGAGAUUGCACUCUCAGGAGGGUGGAGUCACAACGUGAAGGUAAAACCAAAACAGGGGAAAACCACCACCACAACCACCGUUGCAUGAAGGAGAGGGUUCGCUGUGGGGGGCUAUUCAGUGGGUUCAUGAUGACUUCGUCUUCAUCAUCUUCAUCUUCUUCCUCUUACUGGGUUUCUUCCUCUGCUGAUGAUGCUGCUGCUAUGAAUAGUGGGAAAUCAACGGCUGUAGCACUCUCUCAUGGAGGCAGAGGAAGGAGCUGGGGUUGGGCAUUUGCUAGUCCAAUGAGAGCUUUUAGCAGCAAAAACUCUUCUAAAGACAAUAAGAGAGACAUUAUUAGAGAUGCAAAUGAUAAGAAUGCUACUCCAAAUUUAUCUGCUAUACCAUCUUUGCUUGCUGCAAGAAGCUAGAAGGAAAGGAAAAAAGAAAAACCAUUUGAGGUUUAAGCUUAGUUUAUACACAUUAUUAGUAUGCUGUUAAUUACUGAUUACUAUGUUUAUGUUGAGGGUUGGUCUUAAUUUUUCUUUGAUUAGUAAUCUAAUACUUUUUAGUUCUCCUCAAGUUCUCUCAAUUCCAGUAGAUACUUUCCUUUGUGGAUACUUGCUUGUUGUUAAUAUGAAGUUCUGAUAAUCAGCUAUGGAGUACUUAUUACUCUAUACAGAGAUCCUUUUAUGGCAGGGCAUGGUGAAGUCUUUGGAAAGAGGGAAAAAUUGGAGAAGAAAGUGAAUCUCAAUAUAUUCUCUGUCCUCACGUGGCUAGUUUAAUUGUGACAUUCGUUGUAAUUUUUUUUUCCUGCUACCUUUCUGUACUUCACAUUAUGAUGUUAUGCCAAAGACAUGUAAUUUUUAAUUUGAAAAUCACUAUUCACAUGCAUACACAUGUUUGGGAAUAUCUAGAAUCACUCAUAUAUGUGAUGAUGUGUAAUAAUGCUAUUGAGCUCAUAUGCAAAGUAAUAAGAUUGUAAUGAUAUUUUUUCCAUCAA
Messenger RNA from Lotus japonicus, 2347 nucleotides. Its product is annotated as suppressor protein SRP40. Lineage: Eukaryota; Viridiplantae; Streptophyta; Magnoliopsida; Fabales; Fabaceae. The coding region runs from base 414 to 1775 and encodes 453 amino acids. The transcript has a single exon. The record is from RefSeq and is a predicted model, not a curated record.